ACGUCUCCGCCAUCUUGACGCUGCUCCGGUGAAUUCCCGGGCAUCAUUCCAUCAGAGGCACUUCGUCGGCGGCGCUCCCACCGGGUUGACCCUCCCUCCUCCUCCUUGCGGACGCAGAAACGACACGGUUCUUCUCCUAGAACAAACGCCCGACCCCCGUAAACAUGGCCAGCAGCUUCUCACGGCUCCUCUCCUCCAGACGGAACAUCGGGCUCCUGUCGCUGGUGGGAGGUUCGGCGGUAGCGGCCGCGUUCGUUCUCCAGCGGGAACACGUCAGCGCCGGGGCCCCGGUCCGCAGAAGGUACCCCGCCAGUGCAGAGUACCCCGACCUGCGCAAACACAACAACUGCAUGGCCAGUAACCUGACGCCGGCCAUCUACUCCAAGCUGUGUGACAAGGCCACUCCCAACGGCUACACCCUGGACCAGGCCAUCCAGACGGGCGUGGACAACCCGGGGCACCCCUUCAUCAAGACCGUUGGCAUGGUGGCAGGAGACGAGGAGUCCUAUGAGGUGUUUGCAGACCUGCUGGACCCUGUCAUCAAAGAGAGGCACAACGGCUACGACCCCUGCACCAUGAAGCACCCCACCGACCUGGACUCCAGCAAGAUCCAGUCGGGACACUUUGACGAGCGCUACGUGCUGUCGUCCAGGGUGAGGACGGGCCGCAGCAUCCGAGGCCUGAGCCUGCCCCCUGCCUGCACCAGGGCGGAGCGCAGGGAGGUGGAGCGCGUGGCGGUGGACGCCCUCGCCGGCCUCAAAGGCGACCUGACCGGGAGGUACUACAGCCUGACGCAGAUGACGGAGAAGGAGCAGCAGCAGCUCAUUGACGACCACUUCCUGUUUGACAAGCCUGUAUCCCCCCUUCUGACAUGUGCAGGCAUGGCUCGUGACUGGCCAGAUGCCCGCGGGAUCUGGCACAACAAUGAGAAGACUUUCCUGAUCUGGAUCAAUGAGGAGGAUCACACCAGGGUCAUCUCCAUGGAGAAGGGUGGCAACAUGAAGAGAGUCUUUGACAGGUUCUGCAGAGGACUGAAGGAGGUGGAGCGCCUGAUCCAGGAGAGAGGCUGGGAGUUCAUGUGGAACGAGAGGCUCGGUUACAUCCUUACCUGCCCGUCCAACCUGGGCACUGGGCUCAGAGCGGGAGUCCACGUCAAGCUGCCCCUGCUGAGCAAGGAUCCUCGCUUCAGUAAGAUCCUGGACAACCUGCGCCUGCAGAAGCGAGGGACAGGUGGUGUGGAUACGGCCGCUGUGGGCGGAGUGUUCGACAUCUCCAACCUGGACCGUCUGGGACACUCUGAGGUCCAGCUGGUGCAGACAGUGAUUGAUGGCGUCAACUACCUAAUUGAGUGUGAGAAGAGGCUGGAGAAAGGCCAGGACAUCAAGGUGCCUGCACCCAUCAAGCAGUUCAAGUAGACACUGACCUGCCUCACCCUGCAGAGCUCUGGGAAACACUCCACUCUGUGCCCAUAGAUACGCAAGUAUCUAUGUGAUCUUCUCAUCAGUCGUGUACUAUUUAUCUAAGCCUGACCCCCACCCCCCUUCUUGCCCCACGAUAUACCUCUUUACAAUAUAACCGAUAUAUUAUCAUAUGCAGCUGUCUGAUGAACCAGUUACGUGCUGGGUUUAAAGUGAAACAACAUCUAGUGGAGCAUGAACAAGCUGCCGGCUGCAGUUUGUCCAUCUCUGCAUGGCCACGCAGCAGCUACGGCUCGGCCAUCGAGUCCUUCCGUCCCGCUGCAUGUCCUUCUUCUCUCCUCCUCACCACUUAGUGCUUGUGUGUUCCCUCCAUCUUUCCAUAUUUUUCCCAUAGUGCAUUGUGUGUACAUAGUUUUUUGCGUUUCACCAUUUUAGUGCAUUGUUGAUCAACAGACAGCAUAAAACUGAGGAGACCAGUGGAUGUUUAAUGUUUGAAAUGCUAAGACACACACCUGCCGGGCUGAGCUCCGCACUGUAAGCAAUAUCAUCAGCUCAUCACUGAAUGUCCGUCCAUCUUUUAUUAAAGAAGGCUCUAUUUACCAGGA
Betta splendens (Siamese fighting fish) is the source of this 2023-nucleotide messenger RNA. Its product is annotated as creatine kinase U-type, mitochondrial. The transcript has 9 exons. Gene Ontology annotation, cellular component: mitochondrion. Gene Ontology annotation, biological process: phosphocreatine biosynthetic process. Bases 165 to 1415 code for a protein of 416 amino acids. The record is from RefSeq and is a predicted model, not a curated record. Gene Ontology annotation, molecular function: creatine kinase activity. NCBI's taxonomy places the organism in Eukaryota, Metazoa, Chordata, Actinopteri, Anabantiformes, Osphronemidae.